GAGCUGCCUGCCUGCCUGCCUUUGCUCUCACCUUCCUGCGUGUCCCGGGCGUCUUUAAACCCCAAACACAAGAAAAGGAGAAAGACUACACAGCACGCGCAUGAGAGAGGAAAGCGCGAGUUUUCUCCCCCCCCUUGCCUGCACGUCGCACCACCAUGGCUUAUAUAUGAGGAGGACAGUUUGGGAUGCGGAUAUAAACAAGCGUCUCCGCGGAGAGAAGCGCAUGAGAAAACACAACGCUGUCCGUCUUCUCUCCCACACCGAGAAGGACUCCUCCCCACCUCGGCCGUGACACCUCCGGUAAAUCACAGAGGGACGACAACAACCUGUUUUUACGCUGGAGACACCCCCACCGAGCAAAACAAAUACGAUUCACCUACCACUGGCUGCCUGACUGUAUGGCUUUAAAAAGUUGCCUGGAGAACAUGGACAUCUGACGUGCGCCACACGCCGUCAUUGGACACAUUGAGCCUCUCUCUCUCUCUUUUCUCCAUCACAUAUUGGACUGACUAAUCCUCGUGCGCUUUGGGUUUGGAGUAAGACGAAGUGUUGAGCAGUUGUCACUUGUUCCUGACACAGGUUACAUCCAGUAGCUCUCUGCACAAGAGGGAACAUAACCUCUCCACUGAAGACAUUGACUCUUGUGCUGCUGCGCAUUUUUCGUGCUUACGUGCUCACUGUUUGUGCAUUAGUGGGAGAGAUAUUUUUGUCAGCCCACCACGGAUUUGUCAAAGCUGAAAUAAAGCCCAUGAUUCAUCUGGACCCUCGACCUGCACGAGAGAGAAUAGGCAGUGACGCGUUGGUUUUGUAACUUGAAUUUUUUUUUUUCCGGCAACCUGAACAAGUGGCAUCUCCAGUCCCUCCGUGAAUGGUCACACCACCUUCUCCAUGUUGUGCGCAAUUUUAUUUCUUUCACAAACUGCGCCAGCAAUACACGGCCACAUGUGAAUGAGACUCGUCACCUGUCCCGGUUGAAAGCGCCCCUGAUCACUCGCCUGACUGACCCAAACACAGAAGAGGAAUACGUGCCGAACUUUUGCUGUAGUGAUGCUGCAAAUGGAAAUGGUCAUCUUCCUCUGCCUGGUGCUGUUGAUGUGUGUAUUUAGCCAGGAGCCCAGUUCCAAAGUGGUGGCCGACCGCUACGCCGUCUUCUGGAACCGGACCAACACCAAGUUCCAUCGUGGGGACUACCACAUCGACGUGUGCAUAAACGACUACCUGGAUGUCUACUGUCCUCACUAUGAAGACACAGUGCCUGAGGAGCGGACGGAGCGCUACGUCCUCUACAUGGUCAACUACGAUGGCUACAGCUCAUGCGACCACACCUCGAAGGGCUUCAAACGCUGGGAGUGCAACAGGCCACACUCUCCGAACGGACCGCUCAAGUUCUCAGAGAAGUUCCAGCUCUUCACUCCCUUCUCCCUGGGCUUUGAGUUCAGACCGGGCAGAGAAUACUACUACAUCUCCUCCACCAUCGCUGAGAACGGGAGGAGAACAUGCCUGAAGCUCAAAGUUUUCGUCCGACCAUCAAACAGCUGUGUGAAAACUAUAGGCGUACAUGACCGCGUUUUUGAUGUAAACGACAAAGUAAAUACAUUAGAACCAAGAGAUGAUACCAGCCACGAACCGGCUGAGCCUUCCCGGAGCGACGAAACAAACGCCGCGCCACACCAGCGGAACACAAGUCCACUCCUGGUGUUGUUGCUGGUCUGCCUACCAGCACUCUUCACUUUAUAGCGCCUCCCUCUGUCCUGGAGGGCAUUUACACCUAGCGUGGCCUGAAUCUGCCCGAGGCUGGCUGCAGGGAAGGGGGCGGGAUUUGUGGUUGGAGCGUGUUUUUUUCGCUUGAUUGGGCAUCAGAGCAGGCUUCCCAAGGAACCCUCGAUUUAUUCCCAGAAAUCUAUUUAAGUGUUCUUUCUCAGUCUGUGAGUGAAACAAGUUGAUGUUGGGAGUGGGAGAGACAGUUCCGCCUCUUUAACCUUCAACUAAGAUGCCAAAUCCUCCCUUUUUUUUUUUUGACACUUAGUGAUUCUUAAUUUCCCGUGACAUCCCUUUACAUUCUGUUUGUGUCAUUGCAGCACUGAUGUUCACCCACACAUGCAUUACACACAUACACAGCAACAUGCACACACAUGCUUGCAGAGACAAAUACAGUAACCGUCAUUAGCGGUAGGGUUUGUAUUACAAAGUUCUAGACAGUUAGCAGCAUUACAAAGUAGGAAAGUGAAGACUUUAGAAGUUAGAUAAGACUGUACAUACACAAGUUAAUAUUCCCGAGACCUCUCAAGAAGCCUUUCAGAACACAUUUUUUUAUCAAGUUCUGCUGGGUCAUAUGGAGCAGGUUUUCUGCGCCUACAUUUUGCUCGGAAAGUUUCCGUAAAAAGCUGAAAGCUGAAUACGUAUUAAGAGAAAAGAAAAUGGUUAUGAGCAGAGGUCAGAGCACUGAGAAAUACAAACAUGACAUGCACCUUAGCCCCCCCUGAAUCUUCAGCCUGUCCUGGUUUUUAGAAUGCCGCCCUAUUUCUCUUGAAUUCUGAAGAGAGUGUUUUGAUGCAUAAGCUCCUUACAUGUUGCGUAAAUGAGUUGAGUGCAACCCCCUUAUGAAACCCCCCCCCGAGCCCUAUUUUUCCUCAUCCUCUGCCGUGUCAGCCUGCUCAAUAAAACGCCCUGCAAAGCAUUUGAUUCACUCUGACUCACAAACAGCUAAAUUGAAACUUUCUCCGCCGACAACGUUGUGGACUGCUAUUAUUAAGAUGGAGAAUCGAUAGCUUUGGAAAGUUGAUCACACAAUUUCACGGCAUCUGUCACGGUCGUUUUAUGCAAUGUUUACCGAGCCGGGCAGCAAUCGUUCUCUGUGUUCCAUUUGAGAAUUUGUCGAUAUAUUAAACACUCCUUUAAGCAUUAUGCAUCCCACAGAUUCUUCCCCUGCUAAAGUGACAUUUUAAGAUUUUCCCUUUUAAAUUGGACGCUGCCUUCUCUCAUUAAGUUAUUUUUCUUUGCUAAUGGUGUCUCCAAACAUUGUCCUUCACAUUGCAGACACUGAAAACUUUGUAUUUUUAUAUCUCUGAAACUCCUCAGAAACAGAGGUCAUGUUUAGAAAAAGACAUAGUGCCAACCUUUUUCUUGCUUUUUCAUCACUUAAACCCAUCCACAGCUUUGGCUCGUGCUCAUUAAACAUUAGUUAGCUGUUUUCCACAUGCAGUUUAUUGCUUAGUGAGUUAGUGCAGUGUUUACAGCGCUGACGCAUCGCUCUCGUUAGUUUUAAAACACAUACUGUUAAAAUAGACACUCUGUAUUUACUCUUUAUAAAGCAAUGCACAGCUCUACUUAGUCAGGCUAGUUUUAUGUUAGCACUUACAUGCAAAUGAAUUCACUGUGUUAUAAUGAUAUUCAGCUCCCACAGACUCACAUGGUGAGUUAGCGUAAUGAAACCUCUUGUGUCUUCUUCCAAAACGGAAGGGACUUGUUUUGUUUCUUUCAAAGACACACGGACAGAUAGAGAUAUUAUCUCUACGCUGACGUCCUUUCAGAAACCGUGUUUUGGACGAGAAAUCGGGACCCAAUUGCUUUAGGGAGACAGACAGAUAGGAAGAAUAAAGACGAGCACAGGAGCAAUCGCAUGUCCACCUUCAGCUCCUAGUGUUACUGGUUUAAGUGACUCUUUAAUGAGGUUCAAAAUGACAGGCAUGCGGACCCCCAUGUUGUGGCAAGGGGAGUUAUUUCUGGUAUUAAAAAUAGAUGGUAGAAGGCUUGGGGGGUCUCGGGAGGAGGGAGGGGGGGGGUGUCGAUUUCAACCAUUGGGGGGGGGGUUUAAAGCACCAAUGACCUUGCAGUUUGAGAGAAUCGGUGAGUGAAGGGGACGGAGAGAAUUAAAGGCAGAGACGCACACACUCGGCGGCAGAUAGAAAAGACACGGGUGGUAGCCGAAGGUAGACAAGAGUGCCUAACAAAACAAAACAACAGAAAAAAAAACACACACUUUCUGGAAAACAACACCUCACCCUCCUGCGAUAAACCCAUUGUUCAGUGUCAUUCUGUCUCCAAAGGCGUGCACUGUUUUAUUUUUGCUGUUGUCAUUUUUGUGGCUGCCUUUCUUUUUCUUAUAGUUUCUUUUCUCCCCCCCCUUCCUCCUCCAGAAAGACUGUCUUUGCCUUUUGCAAUUUUUUUUUUUUUUUAAUUUAGCCCGACAGAAACAAUGCUAUUACAGCCGGAUAGCAGCUCAGCUAUGGGCGGGGGGGGUAAUAGGAGACGAGAGCAUUUAAUGAGGUACUAAUUUUCAGGAGAACACCACAGGGAGUGAGCACCGCCUGACAUUCAAAACGGACGCUUGUCAGCAGAUUAACACUCGACUUUUAUCUGGAACCAGCUUCACUUGUACUCUCUUAUAAUACUACUAUUUGCCAUUAUCGCUAUUAUUACCAUGGUUUAUUCUGUACACACCUUAACUUGGGAAAUGAGGAUCAUCUUAUGAACUGGAUACUGUGUAUCCUGAGGUAGUCAAUCACAAAACAUGUAGUGUUAGGGUUAGUAUCUGUUUUGUACCUUUCUGGAGGACAAAAGAAAAAAAUGAGAUACAUCAUUGUUAAAACUGUAUAAUUAUUAUUACUGUUAUGAUGAUGAUGAUGAUGAUUAUGACUAUUAUUAUUAGGAGAACUUCUUGAUGUAAAUAGUGUUUGAUAUUAAAGUAUUAAUUUGGUUCUUAUGUCUUUUCUAAAAAAAAAAAAAACGAACACGGUAUUAUCUCUGGGUUUUGCGGAGUGUGUACUGUCCUCAAACAAUGCAUUGUGUGCUUUGACCCUCAAUGCCUAAUGACACUUUGAGCUAAUACGGAGGGGGAGCUGUACAACCAUUGUACAGAAGACUGGACGUUAGCCAAACGAGUGGCUCAUCUGUUACAUGUUUCCAACCCGUCACCACCCGUCACCAUAUCUCCACAGAAAGAUCCUGCCUUGGAAAAGAAAACACUCGAUGAGACUUAACAGACGGCUUCUUUGUACUUUUUUGCCUUCAGUGUUUGAAAGCAUGUUGGUCAGCUCAAAGAUGUGCCACCUGUGGACUGUUUGCUUUUUUUUUUUUUUUUAAAUGGAAGGAUCUCGCCCGACUUCAUUAUGUGGCAUGCGCAUGAACUUGAUGACAUGUUAAAAAAAAAAAAAAAAAAAAAAAAAGUUUCAAAAAGAAAGUUUUCCUUUUGCUCUUAUUUUCUCGUUCCUUUUAAGAAGUGUUAGAUUUUCACUUUCAUGUUGUGUGUUUUUUGCAUCCCCCAUUUGAGUGAUGUCAUAAAAGCUGUGUAGUGACAGAAGAUGAUGUACAUAACACAAACCAUUGUUGUGAAGUUACAGUAGAGGGUCAGACAUUUUGUAGAUCAGAAGCAAUUUUUUUUUUCUCUUCCUAAGAACGCCUCUUUCUGUACACACCCACUGAAUUCAUCUCAUGUAGUCCCAGUUUGUCUCUUCUGACUGUUCAUAUUCUUCCUGCUCUUUCAAUAGAGAGGAGGUGUAUACAUCAGUGUGUGGACGUUUUUUUUUUUUCAGCGUGUAAAAAUGUGUGAGACAUUUCAAGUCUGAGUGUGUGCGUGUCUCAUUUGCCGUUGCCGCAGUGAAUGGGAAGCGGCAACCCUCUUUGGCAACGAAGAGUGUUUCCCAUGCCUUAGCCCUUCAGCCUCUGCCCCGGCAGCCACGUCUGUGUUCAAGACGCUCCCUGCCAUUGUGCUUUUACACGGAAAGGCUGCUGGCGUCGAAGAGACUACAACAGGGGCCCUACACUUUCUCUCCCUUUUUAACUACCCUGAAUCACUCGUCCCUGUGGUAGAUGCGGGUCCUGGGCACAGUUCAGGGAUUAGUGCAACCCCCUGCUCUAAAUCCUGAACUGGAUUGUUAGCCGGGCAAAGCCUGCCAUCGAUCCAGGUUCUCAAAGCCUCUCUUCUUCGUCAGCUCCCUCCUCUCGCUGAUGAGCCACUUGUUCAUUUUGUGCACCUGUCCUGUCCCAUUCUUCUUGUGCUUGUAUAACCUCCACCACUCCACCCGCUGUCCUUCUUCCCCGAACCUUUGAAACCCCGCUCCCACUUUGCCAUCGGUGGGCAAUCUUUCCAACUUGCUCUUUUACAAUAUAUAAACAACGACAAAAAAUUUGACAAAAAAGUAUCUGUAUUUGUAUAUACACGUGUCUGAGCAACUAUGAGUAAUACAAUAAAACGGAAAUACAUUGCUUUA
This is a messenger RNA of Labrus bergylta (ballan wrasse), 6209 nucleotides long. It is a transcript of the gene efna5b, whose product is annotated as ephrin-A5b. Gene Ontology annotation, biological process: ephrin receptor signaling pathway; regulation of cell-cell adhesion; axon guidance. Gene Ontology annotation, cellular component: plasma membrane; external side of plasma membrane. NCBI's taxonomy places the organism in Eukaryota, Metazoa, Chordata, Actinopteri, Labriformes, Labridae. The record is from RefSeq and is a predicted model, not a curated record. Gene Ontology annotation, molecular function: ephrin receptor binding.